Sclerotinia borealis F-4128 is the source of this 1125-nucleotide messenger RNA. The record is from the annotation of a GenBank genome assembly. NCBI's taxonomy places the organism in Eukaryota, Fungi, Ascomycota, Leotiomycetes, Helotiales, Sclerotiniaceae.
AUGUCUAAAUUGCGUGUAACCAACCCAACAGAACCACCUCCAGAAGCCAAUACUCGACUCACGUUUGGUGUCGAAAUCGAAUUUCUCUUAGCUACUGUAAAACCGGGAAAUCCAAAUCAUAAUCCAAACGAUACUCGCGAGGUAGAUGGAAAAUAUCUCCCAAGUGAAGAUCCUAUUAAUUUUAAUAUUGCCGAUAAGUUGACGAAUGUAGGUAUUCCAGCAGUAGUUGAGGAAGAGGACGUCCUCCACGAGCAUUUACCUGACGAACAAUACAGGACCUGUUGGAUUUUAAAACCCGAUUGCAGUGUUGGCGAAUAUAAUCCAUCUCCCGAUCCGGAAGACUAUGUUGAAUAUGGUUUAGAAAUGUCAUCUCCGCCAUACUACUACGACGAAGCUUCACGAGAGGCCAUUAGAACAGUUAUAAAAACGCUCAGAAAUAAUUACUUGGUUCACGUUGAUGAUAGUGCAGGCUUGCAUGUUCAUGUUGGCAACGGAUAUUUUGGGCUUCAAUGGCGCAAACUGCGUAAUUUGGCAGCCAUUGUAUGGACCUACGAACAACACUUAGAAUUAAUUAUGCCUGAAAAGCGGGUAGGUACAAAGUGGUGUCGAAGUUUAUGGGAAUGCAAGCUUCAAAUGAAUGAUGUCGAACUCGCACGUCUUGAAGUUCUCAACCUUAUCCUCUCGUUCACGGAAGGCACGAAUAUGGUCACGGAGUUAGAGGCAUGGGACUCCAUUAGCCGGCUUGGUUUUAACGUGCGGGGUCUCAGCACGCCUUUCAUGGAUAGUAAAUGCACCGUCGAAUUUCGUUACCAUGCCGGUUCUCUUGAUCCAGAAGCUAUUCUCCACUGGGUACCUGUGUGUAUCAAGAUUGUUGAAAAAGCAUGUCUCGUCAAGGACGAAGACGAAGACGAAUUUUUUGAGCGACUUCGAUCGGACGUCGAGAAGCCAAUCGGAUUUGAUGAAAGGCAUAUUAGUACGAUCGAUUGUUUCAUGUGGCUUGGCUGUCCUGCUCAAGCAUACUAUUAUGGUGUGAAAAUGAUUGCUGAUAAGACGAAAGUUGAACAGAGAAUACAGAGAAUGGCUGACGUUCCGAACACGUCGAUGUUUCAGUCCCUGCAAAGGUAA